CCACGCAUACCGCAGAACGUCGGCCCGGAACGGCGGAGCUACCGAACAACAGCGACCGCGGUGACCGGAAAACGACCGGAGCAACGAGGGAGCCGAGCGUAUGUGGCACGCGGCGCGCCGGGACGGGUCCACCUCCCGACCCCCGACGCCGGCGAGCCACACGCCCGCGCGCACGGUGCCCCAGCACCAAUCCGCGCAAUCCCGCGCGCACGAUGCUGCAGAUCACCGAAUCCCGGCGUCGCACCGGCUCCACACACCCCGGAUCGAGCGCCUCUUCCACACACGCGCACGCCCAACCACCCCACUCGUGAACUGUGCCCGCCCCCGCCCCGCGCGCCAUGGCCACACCCAUCUGAUGCCACCACCCCUCCCGCCAUGCUGCCCUUCUGCUCCUCCGCCGCGCCCACCCCAUGCUCCCCGCUCUGCCCGGUGACCGCCGGCGCGCGGGCGCUGCGGAGGGUCGAGGCUGGCGCGCUCAGGCCCUUCGCCGCCGACCCGCUCGUCGCGCAGGCCGUGCCUGACCGCCCGCUCUUCUCCGACUCCGCCAUCCUCUCCCCCUACGCCACCGCGCCGGACGCAAUCGUGCGGGGGUUCGCCUCCGCCGCCGAGCUGCCCGACCCUCUCUGGCGCGCCGGGGUCGACCCGCCGCUGAUGCCCGUCGACCUGGCCGCGGACGCUGUGGUCGGCGCGGUCACCGACGAUGCCGCGCAGCAGGCCCUGAUGGACGCGGAGAUGCCCACCACGUUCCCGGCCGACGCCACCGGCGUCGAGGAGUCCGUGGCCAGGUUCAUCGACAAGCUCAGCAAGCAGAUAUUCCAGGCGGAGGACGCGCUCACCGAAGGGUACGACAAGCUCAGGCUGUCGGCGUACGACGCUCUUGGGGCCUACAGGAAGGCGAUAAGGGGCGUCGCUGGUGGCAUCACGUCCUCGGUGGCUGCCACCAAGAAGCAGGCCGCCGGUGGGGUCCCGGACGUUUCCGGCGCAUUUGAAGAUAAGGUGGCCGGAGCUGGCGCCGUGGCGGCUGAUGUUCUUAGGAAGGCAAUUGUUGUAGCAGAGGAUUCACUGGGCAGUGCCACCACGUCCCUCGUAUACUACUAUGGCUCGGCCAAGUCGUCGUUGCCACCAAAUGUCAAAGAUUUGCUGAACUCAUCCGAGGAGAAAGCUAACAUAGUAUUGCGACCAAUUGGAGGUGCCCUUCAACAGGUAUACAUUAUCAUCGAAGGCAUCGAAAAGAAUGUUGGUUUGAACCCAAGUGACCCAAUUGUUCAAUUAGCAGUUUUGCUUGGAGGUUCAACAACAAUAGGGAUAUCUUACUGGCUCUUCGCAUAUGGCGGCUAUUCUGGAGAUUUGUCGCCUGAAUCGACAUUGGAGCUAUUGAAAAGUGAUGGCAAAGCCGUACUUAUUGAUGUUCGGCCUGAGGACUUGAGGGUGAAAGAUGGAAUUCCUGACCUACGCCGUGCAGCUAGAUCUAAAUAUGCAAGUGUUGCUUCGCCUGAGAUCAAAGGUCCAACAAAGAAGCUACUUAAAGGUGGAAGCGAAGUUGAUGAUGCUUUGGUUGCAGUUGUAAUCCGCAACUUGAAGUUAGUUAAGGGUGAUUCAAAGGUCGUCAUUAUGGAUGCUAAUGGAACCCGAUCAAAGUCCAUUGCUAGGCUACUGAAGAAGCUCGGUGUGCAGCAACCUUACCUGGUUAAAGGUGGUUUCCAAUCUUGGGCAAAGAAUCUUCGCGUGAAAGAACUGAAACCUGAGACUGCAUUGACAGUAAUAAAUGAGGAUGCUGAGGAAAUCCUCGAAGGCAUAAAGCCCACCCCUACACUUGUCUUUGGAUCACUUCUGGGCCUCUCAGCAGCUACUUUUGCUUUGCUAGAAUGGGAGACGACUUUGCAGUACAUCGGUGUUCUUAGUCUUGGGUUGACGAUCUACCUGCGGUUCUCUUCAUACGAGGGUUCGGAGGAUUUCCUGCAAGACCUAAAGCUGUUGCUGUCCCCAGUAAGAGUGGGCGCGGAAGCGUUCUCAUGGGCAGCUAAGAAGCUAGAGCCUAACAAGAUUGGCCUGGCAACGUCCCCCUCCACAACGGCGGUGCAGGACCGAGUUCUCAAAGCUGCAGCGAAGCACGAAUCGAAGCCAUCUGAUGCGGAGGAGUCCACCAAGACAGACAGUUUUGCCUCCGAAGCAUGAGAAGCUCCCUGUGAGCGUGUGAACUGGAUCCGUAGCCACUUCGCCGUCAGUCUGGUGAAUUGAUGUUUUUGAUGUUAGUAAUGGUACCAUGAGCCGCCGUGACGACGACCGGCAUUGUAAAUUUAUAAGCAGCAGUUUAUAUUAAACACUUGUUAGCAGAAGUCUUCAGUUAUUGGUCCAGUCUCAGUGCCUCUCACCAGAAAUAGAGAGAAAUGCUAGCCGGACUUCACUUGAAA
Messenger RNA from Aegilops tauschii subsp. strangulata, 2411 nucleotides. RefSeq lists its product as uncharacterized. The record is from RefSeq and is a predicted model, not a curated record. Lineage: Eukaryota; Viridiplantae; Streptophyta; Magnoliopsida; Poales; Poaceae. Gene Ontology annotation, biological process: regulation of stomatal closure; de-etiolation; cellular response to calcium ion.